Messenger RNA from Drosophila nasuta, 1369 nucleotides. RefSeq names its product alpha-ketoglutarate-dependent dioxygenase AlkB (gene AlkB). Bases 75 to 1130 code for a protein of 351 amino acids. Gene Ontology annotation, biological process: oxidative RNA demethylation. Gene Ontology annotation, cellular component: cytoplasm; nucleus. Gene Ontology annotation, molecular function: ferrous iron binding; broad specificity oxidative DNA demethylase activity; oxidative RNA demethylase activity. Lineage: Eukaryota; Metazoa; Arthropoda; Insecta; Diptera; Drosophilidae. The transcript has 3 exons. The record is from RefSeq and is a predicted model, not a curated record.
CGCUCUCACAGCUGGUAGAACUAGCUACUCAGAGAUAUGAGAGUUUAUUGUGAUUACAAAAAAAGAUUUGCAAAAUGUUCAAACAAGCGUUCCAGCAAUAUAAAAAGAAAAAUCCCCCGCCCGACCUACAAGAUGUGAUUGACGUUGACUUGUACGAAGAAAAUAAAAUUACAUCUCACAGUUGGCAUAAUUUGGUGAAACCUGUGCAUAUCUCUGAAUCUGCAUUCAUUCAAAGUGAGGCAAGACUGCGGCAGGCUGUUGGACUGCAGCCGGAGCAUUUGUGGCGAUGUUACCAACUGUCAAAUCAUCCUGGACUACUGCUCAUUCGGAAUCCGUUUACAUUGAGCGGUCAACGCUAUUGGAUUGCACGCGGUCUUCGAGACUAUUCACAACCGCCAUACGUCUCUAACUUGGAUGCCACAAAGUUUUCACCUGCUGCUCUAUCCAACUGGUGGCAAGAGCUGCAAAACUGCAGCAACAAUGGUGAUGUUAAGCUGGCCAGCCGCCUUAAGGUUGCAAUGCGCUGGACAACGUUAGGAUAUCAUCACAAUUGGGACACCAAAGUCUACGAUGAAGCAAUGCACUCAACGUUUCCUUCAGAUUUGGCAAGUUUAUGCGAAGCAUUUUGUGUGACACUUGGAUACACCAACUUUGUGCCACAAGCUGCCAUCGUCAAUUAUUAUCCCAUCGGCACUUGUUUAUCAGGACACACAGAUCAUUCGGAGCUAAAUCAUUCGGCACCAUUGUUCUCAUAUAGUUUCGGACAAUCUGCGAUAUUCCUUAUAGGUGGCACGACAUUAAAUGAGAAACCUUCGGCGAUAUAUCUUCGUAGCGGCGAUGUACUAGUAAUGUCGGAAGCAUCCCGCCUUUGUUAUCAUGCUGUUCCACGUGUUAUGACAACUGAUCAGGAGCCAUGGAAUAUUGUCGAAUCAAAAGCUAAUACCUCUAAAGAAAACAAUGACGUUGGGAACAUGGAUACAAAUCUUAAUAAUGCAUUGGACUCGAAAUUAUUCGAAAAAGUGAAGGAUGAAUUAUUCUGGCAACCGUUUAAUGAGUUCAUUCACGAAUCGCGCAUUAACAUGAAUGUACGUCAAGUGUUGCCAAUGGGUAUGCAUCAAAUCCCGACCUGAUUUUAUUGACUGUCAUUGGCAAUUGACUUGUAUGUACUUAUAUUUAAAACUUUAUGUGUGUGUUUUACGUUGUAAGAACAAAGACGUUGUAAUUUAUUGUACAUUUAAAUUAACUGAGUAUUAUCAUAAUAUGUUGAUAAUUUCUAUUCAUGAGGAAUACAUUUAACAACCCAUACAAUUUUUGUGAUACAAGUAAUUUCCUACAAUAAAUGAAAAGAAUGUACCUCAAAUGUGAAUGA